CUUUUCCUCACCCAGGGAAUGGAGAUCGUGCAGACCAUGAACAGUGACCCAGGACUUGCUGUUGGUUACACUGCGUUCAGCGGCGUGGACUUCGAGGGAACCUUCCACGUGAACACGGUGACCGACGACGACUACGCCGGCUUCAUCUUCGGCUACCAGGACUCCUCCUCGUUCUACGUGGUGAUGUGGAAGCAGACGGAGCAGACGUACUGGCAGGCGACGCCGUUCAGAGCCGUGGCCGAGCCCGGCAUCCAGCUCAAGGUGAAAGAUAACAUGAGAUAAGAUGAGAAGUAUUUAUUGAUCCCAACUUGG
Molecule: messenger RNA, 312 nt
Organism: Notothenia coriiceps (black rockcod)
Lineage: Eukaryota; Metazoa; Chordata; Actinopteri; Perciformes; Nototheniidae
Product: cartilage oligomeric matrix protein-like
Exons: 2
Coding region: 19-282 (87 amino acids)
Biological process (GO): cell adhesion
Cellular component (GO): extracellular region
Molecular function (GO): calcium ion binding
Source: RefSeq, a predicted model, not a curated record